This is a messenger RNA of Parastagonospora nodorum SN15, 555 nucleotides long. RefSeq lists its product as hypothetical. Lineage: Eukaryota; Fungi; Ascomycota; Dothideomycetes; Pleosporales; Phaeosphaeriaceae. The coding region runs from base 1 to 555 and encodes 184 amino acids. The transcript is spliced from 2 exons. The record is from RefSeq and is a predicted model, not a curated record.
AUGCGAUCGCGGUCACGCAACCAAAACAAUCUGCGAAGCGACAAGGGUCAUCGCAUCGGCUCAACUAAGAACCAUCUUCAGACAUCAUGCCAACCGCUGUUUGUCCGCGGGCAGCCAGUCGAGAACCUCUAUGCGGGAGAAAUGAGACGUCACGUCUCCCAGCCCUGCAACAACACUAUCGCCAAUGCCUGUGAACAACGCCUUCGCUGGCGAUCUUCAUCAGCCCAUAGCCCAGGUGUGGCAUCGGAAGCUUCACCAGCAACACUCCGCAGCUUACACAGCAUUGGGCUUACUUCAGACGGCACUACAUAUGCCAGGAGCUGCGGCUUUCGGUACCUCAGACCUACUGUGCAGCUUGUUCACUUCGAGCUGAUGGACUUCAACGUCCGAGGCUCAACUCGACAGCUCAAGACGCCAAAAGGGACACCCUACAUGGCUCGCUCAGGACCGGCAACCUCGAUUAUCAUGUCAGAAAGAGCAGGGAACAUUGGAAACAAAGGUCCUACUGCUGUUGAACCUACCUCAUCAUCGAUCAUGACGAGAACAGGAUCAUGA